UCGGGGCAUUUCAGCAGCAGGAUCUCUCUCUCACACACCUCCUCCCCAGAGCCGGGGACAGAUCGAUGCUGAGACAUUUCAGAUGGCUGAAUGUGAAUGCAAACGGGGAAUAAAAAAAUGUCCAGCAUAAUAAGAGGAUCUGCAGACGCUCCUUUUUUAUUCUAAUGAAUGAAAGCGACCUCGCCGCGGCGGAUGCGAGCGUGUAAGUGAUGCUGCGUCCACAACUGUGACUUGAGAGGCAGGAAAACGCAUCCCUUUGGAGCCAGCACCGGAGGCAGUGGCGUCAAUUCAGUCGAAGCUAAGCCAAAGUGUGGCGGCUGCCAUACCUUGCCAUACCCACUUGACGGCCCUGACCGGAGGAUAUGGUCCCCGGGGCCCCCACCACCACGACCACCACCACCAUGCUGCCAGCCUCCGAGGCGGCCAAGAUCUACCAGACCAACUACGUGCGCAACUCCCGCGCCAUCGGCGUCCUGUGGGCGAUCUUCACCAUCCUCUUCGCCAUCGUCAACGUGGUGUGCUUCAUCCAGCCCUAUUGGAUCGGGGACGGCGUGGACAGCCCGCAGGCGGGCUACUUCGGGCUCUUCCACUACUGCAUCGGCAACGGGCUGUCCCGGGACCUGACCUGCAAGGGCAGCUUCACCGAGUUCAGCAGCAUCCCCUCCGGAGCCUUCAAGGCUGCGUCCUUCUUCAUCGGCAUGUCCAUGCUGCUGGUGCUCACCUGCAUCGGAUGCUUCGCGCUCUUCUUCUUCUGCAGCACCGGCACCGUGUACAAGAUCUGCGGAUGGAUGCAGCUGGCUGCAGAGUUGUAG
Messenger RNA from Cololabis saira (Pacific saury), 812 nucleotides. RefSeq names its product LHFPL tetraspan subfamily member 3 protein-like. The transcript has 3 exons. Gene Ontology annotation, cellular component: plasma membrane. NCBI's taxonomy places the organism in Eukaryota, Metazoa, Chordata, Actinopteri, Beloniformes, Belonidae. The record is from RefSeq and is a predicted model, not a curated record. Bases 363 to 812 code for a protein of 149 amino acids. Gene Ontology annotation, biological process: sensory perception of sound.